This is a messenger RNA of Hypanus sabinus (Atlantic stingray), 810 nucleotides long. Its product is annotated as S-antigen protein-like. NCBI's taxonomy places the organism in Eukaryota, Metazoa, Chordata, Chondrichthyes, Myliobatiformes, Dasyatidae. The coding region runs from base 1 to 810 and encodes 269 amino acids. Gene Ontology annotation, cellular component: microtubule. The transcript has a single exon. Gene Ontology annotation, biological process: microtubule cytoskeleton organization. The record is from RefSeq and is a predicted model, not a curated record. Gene Ontology annotation, molecular function: microtubule binding; calmodulin binding.
AUGAGGGAUCUGUGGUUAGUGGGCCACAAUGAUGAGGGAUCUCUGUGGUCAGCGGGCCCCAACGAUGAGGGAUCCCUGUGGUCAGCAGGUCCCAAGGAUGAGGGAUCCCUGUGGUCAGUGUGCCCCAACAAUGAGGGGUCCCAGUGGUCAGCGGGCCCCAAUGAUGAGGGAUCUCUGUGGUCAGCGGGCCCCAACGAUGAGGGUUCCCUGUGGUCAGCAGGUCCCAAGGAUGAGGGAUCCCUGCUGUCAGCAGGUCCCAAGGAUGAGGGAUCCCUGUGGUCAGCAGGUCCCAAGGAUGAGGGAUCCCAGUGGUCAGCGGGCCCCAAGAAUGAGGGAUCUCUGCGUUCAGUGGGCCCCAACGAUGAGGGAUACCUGCGGUCAGCGGGUCCCAAGGAAGAGGGAUCCCUGCUGUCAGCAGGUCCCAAGGAUGAGGGAUCUCUGCGUUCAGUGGGCCCCAACGAUGAGGGAUACCUGUGGUCAGCGGGCCCCAAGGAUGAGGGAUCUCUGCGUUCAGUGGGCCCCAACGAUGAGGGAUACCUGUGGUCAGCGGGUCCCAAGGAUGAGGGAUCCCUGUGGUCAGCGGGUCCCAAGGAAGAGGGAUCCCUGCUGUCAGCAGGUCCCAAGGAUGAGGGAUCCCUGUGGUCAGCAGGUCCCAAGGAUGAGGGAUCCCUGCUGUCAGCAGGUCCCAAGGAUGAGGGAUCCCAGUGGUCAGCGGGCCCCAAGGAUGAGGGAUCUCUGCGUUCAGUGGGCCCCAACGAUGAGGGAUACCUGUGGUCAGCGGGUCCCAAGAAUGAGGGAUCCCUGUGGUGA